Molecule: messenger RNA, 2168 nt
Organism: Amoebophrya sp. A120
Lineage: Eukaryota; Dinophyceae; Syndiniales; Amoebophryaceae
Source: the annotation of a GenBank genome assembly
GUUUUUCAAAAGAUAUAUGAAAGAAUUUUUAUCGAGCGAGUCAAAUUAAUGAGAACUGAACUACAGUUUACCUGUUACAUAGCAGGAAGUAAAAAGAGGAUUGAAAGUGCUACAUCUUCUAUCUCAGAAGGCAACUUCAUGUAAAAGGAAAAGCACAUGAAUUCCUAAACGUAAACCCAUUCUCCACAGCCAAAAAGGAAGGCGAUAGAGCGCGACCCGUUGCAAACAAGAACGCACAUACAUUAAAUCUACUUCUCUUUUUCACUGAGGAAGUGUAGGACACAUCAACAAACGAAUUGCAUGCUUAUAGACCGGCCAGACCACCGAUACAACAAGAAAAGUAAGUUUUUCCAAGUCAAGAGAUAAAAAAGACAUGGCAGCCGCCUCCUCUUCAUCUGCACCCGUGGCUCGCAGUGCAGGAACCCAAGCAAAUGUAAAUGCAGACGCGCAACUGGGCCAACGCCAACCAACGAUAAUCACUGCCGACAACGUCCUGGUUCGAUAUAAGGGAAGUUUCGAGAAAUGGGGACACAAAAUUGCAGACCUCGACGAGGCUCUCCUACGAGGAAAGUUGCGCAACAUCGAGAAGCGAACAGUGCACAAGAUGCUGGCAAGUCAGGUAAAGCGUUUGUGUCAGUCUUCGUACACUUCCCUGCGAAAUAAAGUUUUUUUUGCAAUUUUUGGAGCUUGCCCUCAAGGUUGGCUUUCGUUUCAGGUUCUGACGCUACAGUAUGAAAAGCUAAAUCAGGUGAACAUUUGGUACGUCCUUGCUUCGCGGAACAUCGACCGACAGCUUCGUCCCCCGCUGCCAGAAGGAGUUCGGCGAUUGAUCAUGCAGUUUAAUGAAGACAAGCGCACGAGCAACGCGCUAAGGAAAACGACUUCGCACGCGUUUGACAACAUGCUUAGAGAGGCCCACGACAAACAGGAAGAGGGCUAUCAGCUCGUUCUGGCGUACUACCUGGACAAGAUACACGCCGUUGCGGCAAAGGGGGACUUUGACGAGUUCCAGAUUACAGAUGACGUUGCCAACGCAGCACCCAGUUUAGCGAAUGGCGAUCGUCCGCGAAUGGAUAUCAUCGUCGCCAUGCUAUCGCGCAAGGCCUUUUUCGUCACGACCGCGGACGGAAACCACGUUCGGAACGCUGUGGGGGGGCGUCAGGCUCUCCCGCUACCGUUGACCGUUAGGCUCGGGCAUGGAAGUUUCGGUCACGCUGAUCGCGCAGCGGACGACGUGGCGGCAAAGGUGGUUGAUAGGAUGUUCCGCACAACCGCGACAACGCCAGAAGGACUCACCGUAGAUGCUGCAGCGGCCCCACUGUGGCAGUCUUUUAGAAAGACAAUGGACGGCGCAUUGAAAAAGGCAGCGGACUUUCUGGUCGAGAAACUCGCAGCGUCCGUCGCAACCGGUGUUCCAACGUUGGUGGUGACGCAGGAAGUCAUGGAUCAGGCACCAAAACUGCCCAACGGCGAGGCCGUCCCCUUGUCUGAGAUGCAGGCAACUCGGAUGCACCGGCACAUGGACGACAGUUUUCUUCUGCUUGAGCUGAACCGCCGACAGAAAUCGGAUGGGUUCACCAUCCGAUACCGGAGGCGAAGCAUUUACUGGUGGUCCGAUGUCGAACCGCUUCCAUUUACUUUGGAAGUCGGUCACUUCCCCGACGAAGAAAUGGAAGAUGAAGAGUCGGAAGGUGAUGAUGAGCAGGGUGAGGCCGAGGACGAGUGAAAUCGUCAGGGCUGCCAGGAUGAACGAUUGGGGACUAAGAGAACAAGUCGAAUCUCUAUCUCUCUGAGGUGGAUCACGAAAUUUAUUGAGUGUCAUCUUCUCCAUGAUCUUCUGCUCAAUUAUUAAAAUGUUCGAUAUUCCAAUGAAUUCCUUUUCCUGUAUUACAGCAAGGAAGUCUAUACAUGGUUGAAAGUCGAGCGACUCUCUGAUGUUGCGCCCGGUUGUCUGUCAUGGCACCCGGGAUGUUACUUCAUGCCGCAAGCGCAUGGCCAUCGUGUUUGUUCUCGAAGGGGUCGUGCUCUUCGUCCCAGCUUCGGAGCACAGUUGCUUACCCUGAGGCUCUUUCAGAUAGGAAAGAUCCGGCGUCGAGAAACCAUGUAUCUCGUCCUUCCCGGGGGACGUACGGGAAAUGGUCUGGAAAGCAAGGUCAUAUACAUAAAAU